AUGAGCGGCGGAUUUGGACGAGGGAGAAUUGUCGAGCAGGAAAUUGACAGUUCAUACUUUCCAGGACCACAUUUUGCUCGGGUCAAUAAUAAAAUUGAAGGAAAUCGUGAUGGAAAUAAUGGUGCGCGGGAUUCUUUUGCUCCAACAAAUUCUGGUUUUCCGAGUGAAGAUUAUAUUGGUGACCGCGGCUGUCGUGGAAGUCAUGGUCGUAGUUUUUCUAGAGAUCGCAAUAAUGAUGACAAUGAAUAUUCAUGCGGUCGUAGAAGCGAGUUUUUUUGCGGAUUGUCAACUGGAAGCCGUGGUGGAUUUUCAUCAAGAUAUGGUGGUAGGGGUAGUGGUUUCUUACCAGAUAAUAAUGAGAAGAGAGGAUCUUCAAGAAGUGGCGGGGGCCGUGGUGGUGGUUUCGAUGCUGGUAGCAAUUUGGACGACAGUAAUAAUUUUGGUGACGGCGACUAUACUGGUGGAUUUUCUGGUGGUCGCCGCGGUGGCUUUGGUGGUUUCAGUAAUGAUAGUGACUCUGAAGAUUUUGCAAAUCGCAACCAUGGAUUCAGAGGAGAUCGCAUUUUCUCCAACAACUUCCGAAGAUUCCGUGCCAUGAGGGACAAUUUUCACAAUGGCAGAAAUGAAAGCUUUGGUAAAUUCGGUAAUGAAUACAGCAAAUUUCCAAGUGGACGAGGUAGCCGCAGUACUCAUGGCCUUGAUAACGAUUAUAACAAUAGUGGUUUUGAAGAUUUUGCUAGCAGAACUGAUACUGAGGAAACUUCUUUCGUCGCUCGGGACGAUUUUAAUAGUGGUUGCAGUAGUGAAGGAAAAAUGGGAUUUGAUCGUUCUAAUUUCAAUAGUGAUUGGAGUGAUAGACGAAGUAAUAAUCGAAGAAUGUAUGGGAAUGGUCAUUUAUGGAAUUUAAACAGGGGUAGAAGAACUAGUUUUGGCGACCGCGUAUUCGAAGAUGGAGUUGGGUCUGUUCGCUUCACGUCUCAUGUUCCAGAAGAUCGAUCUAUCGAAGAAAUGUAUAAAGAAGAUGCGGAGAAUGCAAAAUAUGAGACAGAUGAUUUGGAUCAAGAAGUCAAAAUAACAGGAGUUCCAAAAUUCCAGAAAUUACUGAAAUUAGAUGAUUGGAAAAACGCAGGUUUUGGAGAUUUGUUGUUGCGUAAUAUUAUCGAGAAAUCAUGCUAUUCAAAACCGCGGAGUAUUCAGGCUGCUGUUAUUCCACUUGUACAGAAUGGCUUGGAUAUGAUUGGGCAUGCCGAAACAGGUAGUGGCAAAACGGCCGCAUUUGUUUUACCAAUUAUCAAUCACAUCAUGAAAAAUGGUGAACCGAUUGAUUCAAAAUGCUCUCCAAUUGCUUUGAUACUAGCACCAACACGUGAAUUGGUCGGACAAUUAUACAAUCAAUCUAGAAAAUUCGCCGAUGGGACUGGUGUAACAGUAGCAAAAGCAUAUGGGCAAUACAAGUUCGUUGAAAAUAUAAUGGAACUGGAAAGAGGUUGCAAUAUGCUGUUUGCGACUAUGGGUAGAUUGAUAGAUUUCGUGGAGCAUAGGAAGGUGAAGUUGCACAACAUACGAUUUCUUGUGCUAGAUGAAGCCGAUCGUAUGCUUGGUCAAGAUUCGUUUCAAACGGAUAUUAUGAGUCUCAUUCACAAUCCUAGUUUUCCAUCGGUAAAGGAUCGACAAACUUUGUUGUUUAGUGCCACGUUUACACGAGAAGUACAGGAGUUAGCAGCAAAAGUUUUGAAAGAAAACCAUGCAUUUGUAUCAAACGGUAAAGUUACUGCAGCUAAUCCUCUUGUUGAGCAGAAUUUUAUUGAGGUUACAUCAGAAAAUAAAUUUGACAAACUGAUACAAUUAUUAGAAGAAGAUAAAGCGAAUAAUGGUGAUGUAUCACGUACUUUGGUUUUUGUUGAACGGAAACAGAUGGCUGAUGUUAUAGCUUUAAAUCUUGUUCAGAAAAAUAUACGAUCGAGCAGUAUUAGUGGAGAUCGCGUGCAGAAACAGCGCGAAGAAGCAUUAGCAGAUUUUCGGAAGGGUAAUAUUAAUGUCCUGGUUGCUACUGAUGUUUGCGCGCGCGGUAUUGAUGUCAAAGAUCUUCAGCAUGUGAUAAAUUAUGACAUGCCAAAGGAUCGUGUAACUUAUGUACAUCGUAUUGGGCGUACUGGUCGUCUCCACCGAGGUAAAGCGACAUCAUUCAUCAAUCUGGGUGAACAAGAUCCGACUUUGAUUGCCGAUAUUGUUCAGGUGGUUCGAGAAGUGCAACAAAUACCUCCGGAUUUUCUUCUUGAUAUCGCUAAUGAUCGCAUUGGAGGAGCUGAUUAUAUGGAGAAUCGACGAUCUGAUGACAAUGAUUUUGCCGGCAAAUUCAAAGAAGGAUUUUCGAAAAUUGGACGUAAGGACUUUCUCUUACUUUGA
Molecule: messenger RNA, 2406 nt
Organism: Cercopithifilaria johnstoni
Lineage: Eukaryota; Metazoa; Nematoda; Chromadorea; Rhabditida; Onchocercidae
Source: the annotation of a GenBank genome assembly